CCUCCUAGAACGCUCGCCCCGCGCCGCCGGCGUCCACCACCAGACAGAGCAGUCGAAAAACCCUCGCCGCCGCGCCGCCUCGUCGUCUCCGCCGCAGAUCUCCCACCAGAAAGCCCCAAUCUCCCCGCAACCCCGAAGCUCCCCGCCAUGUCGGCGAUGCUGCAACCGCAGGUCAUCCUGCUCAAGGAGGGCACGGACACGUCGCAGGGGAAGGCGCAGAUGGUGAGCAACAUCAACGCGUGCACGGCGGUGGUGGACACGGUGCGCACCACGCUGGGACCCCGCGGCAUGGACAAGCUCAUCCACGACGACAAGGGCGGCGUCACCAUCUCCAACGACGGCGCCACCAUCAUGCGCCUCCUCGACAUCGUCCACCCCGCCGCCAAUAUCCUCGUCGACAUCGCCAGGUCGCAGGACUCCGAGGUUGGUGAUGGGACUACUACUGUGGUGCUUCUAGCUGGUGAAUUUUUAAAGGAGGCAAAGCCUUAUAUUGAGGACGGUGUACACCCUCACAGUCUAAUUCGCAGUUAUAGGACUGCUGGCCAUUUGGCGACUGAGAAAGUUAAAGAGCUGGCGGUUAGCAUAGAAGGGAAAAGCCUUGAAGAAAAGAAAAUACUGUUAGCCAAAUGCGCUGCAACAACGCUCUCAUCGAAGUUAAUAGGCGGCGAGAAAGAGUUCUUUGCUUCUAUGGUUGUUGAUGCUGUGCUUGCUAUUGGAAAUGAUGACAGGCUUAACAUGAUUGGAAUAAAAAAGGUUCCUGGAGGUACUAUGAGAGAUUCUUUCCUUGUUAAUGGUGUUGCCUUCAAAAAGACGUUUUCAUAUGCUGGGUUUGAGCAACAGCCAAAGAAAUUCUUGAAUCCAAAGAUUCUUUUGCUCAACAUUGAGCUUGAGCUGAAAUCUGAGAAAGAAAAUGCAGAGAUUAGAUUGUCAGACCCUCUGCAAUACCAGUCAAUUGUUGACGCUGAGUGGAACAUUAUUUAUGAUAAAUUGGAUAAAUGUGUAAAAAGUGGGGCAAAAAUAGUGCUUUCUCGGUUGGCAAUUGGUGAUCUCGCAACACAAUAUUUCGCAGAUCGUGACAUUUUCUGUGCUGGCCGUGUUACGGAAGAGGAUUUACAGCGUGUUGCAGCAGCAACCGGUGGAUUCGUUCAGACAUCUGUGAACAAUGUCAUCGACGAGGUUCUUGGUUCCUGUGAAGUAUUCGAGGAAAGGCAAGUGGGAAAUGAACGGUUUAACAUAUUCAGUGGCUGUCCUUCUGGUCAAACAGCAACCAUAGUCCUUCGGGGUGGUGCAGAUCAGUUCAUUGAGGAAGCUGAAAGAAGUCUCCAUGAUGCCAUCAUGAUUGUUAGGAGAGCGCUUAAGAAUUCAACAGUUGUGCCUGGUGGUGGUGCGAUUGAUAUGGAAGUAAGCAAGUAUCUCAGGCAGCAUGCACGGACCAUAGCCGGGAAGUCUCAGUUUUUUGUUAAUUCAUUCGCUAAAGCACUUGAGGUUAUUCCGAGACAACUUUGUGACAAUGCUGGAUUUGAUGCAACUGAUGUGCUAAAUAAGCUCAGACAGAAGCAUGCAUCUGGUGAAGGUGCUAACUAUGGUGUGGACAUCAACACUGGUGGAAUUGCUGAUUCUUUUGCUAACUUUGUGUGGGAACCUGCAGUAGUGAAGAUCAAUGCUAUAAAUGCUGCAACUGAAGCUGCUUGUCUUAUUCUCAGCGUGGAUGAGACUGUUAAAAACCCCAAGUCUGAAAGUGCACAAGGUGAUGCUGCUGCUAUGGGUGGUCGGGGCCGUGGUGGAGCUGCAAUGCGUGGCCGUGGUGGAAGGGGUAUGAGGCGGCGAUAAUCAAUCGAUACCACAUAGUAUCUUUGGGUCACUUGAGUGGGUCAAAUUUUGGAGCUGGGCCCUUCCUCUUCCUAUAUCCAUGCUCUCCCUGCGUGGUGUUGUUUGUGAGCUCUAUGAUUUCCUAGAUGUGCUAAUUGGAACAGCAAAUGGAUUGCAAAUAUUGCUGUUAUGUAAACAUUACAGGCAGACAAUUGGGAGCUUUUGGCCCCAUCUUGUUCGUUUCCUGCGUAGCACUCGGUAGUGUCGUCUUGUGAACCAGAUUUAUGUGCUGAGAUUGUUCAAUAUUAUUUGUUCAUUGUGCGGGUUUCAUCUCA
Messenger RNA from Setaria italica (foxtail millet), 2144 nucleotides. RefSeq names its product T-complex protein 1 subunit eta. Gene Ontology annotation, molecular function: ATP hydrolysis activity; ATP-dependent protein folding chaperone; ATP binding. The record is from RefSeq and is a predicted model, not a curated record. Bases 148 to 1830 code for a protein of 560 amino acids. Gene Ontology annotation, cellular component: chaperonin-containing T-complex. Lineage: Eukaryota; Viridiplantae; Streptophyta; Magnoliopsida; Poales; Poaceae. The transcript has 14 exons. Gene Ontology annotation, biological process: protein folding.